UCAGUUCUGUGAAUUACAGAACCGAAACCGAGAGGAGCAGAAAAAGAAAGGAGAAGAAGAAGAAGUCGCCGCCGUUGAAAUUUCCUUUUGUUCCGCCGCCGUCCGUCGCCGACCGCCCUCGCCGUUGUUCCUCGUCGCCGUCUGCCACUUUAGCCAUUAUGUCAUAUCGACGAUCAAAUUUUAUGGAGACGGACGAUAUGUUCCUCCAGUUUGAGGACGAUUUAGAUAAUAACAUCGCGGGAGGGUCUUCAUCUGUGGGCGACAAUACGGGGUCUUCUUCUCAACAAACGACUCCGACUUCUAGGAGACGUGCGCAGUCUCGACUCUUGGAGUUAGAGCGCCACGUUGCAAUAAAUGGGCGCAUUUCGAUGACGAUCGCCCCUGGUGCGGAGAAGCCUAUUUCUCCACACGCCGUUCGUUUCAGCCAAGCGAUAGGCGUGUGCGUGCGAAAGACAUUUCCCGUCCGCUGUCUUAAGUGGACGGACGUUGGGAGAGAAUACAUUGAGGUCGUCAAGGGCGACCUCCAGGUAAUUAAAUGCACUACACAUUUAUAUAUGAUUUCAUUUGAAACAUAUCUAACUUUAACCAAUCUAAUGUGUUAUGUUUGUAAUGUGCAGCGAUUGUUUGUGCUUGAUUUCAAUGAUCAAGCAAUGAACAGGUUUGUUGAGCAUCAGAUGCUCACGACCUUUAAAGAGUUUCGGGCCGACUGUUAUAGACAUUUCAAAAAGUACAGCGACCCGGAGGAGACUCGUGCCAACCCACCAAACGCAUUGGUUGGACGUGAUGAGGAUUGACACUUCCUCUGCGACCAUUAUAUCAACCGUGCAUUCCAGGAGCAAUCACGGACAAACAAGGCUGCUAGACAGAAGCAGCCUUACAAUCAUAGUAGCGGGUCCAAGUCGUUUCUACAACGACAGUAUGAGCUCGCUGAAAGAAGAGGGCAGCCGAUCGAUCGUGUGGAAUUAUUCCGAGAAACACACGUUC
This is a messenger RNA of Cucumis melo (muskmelon), 984 nucleotides long. RefSeq lists its product as uncharacterized. The record is from RefSeq and is a predicted model, not a curated record. Bases 159 to 794 code for a protein of 211 amino acids. The transcript has 4 exons. NCBI's taxonomy places the organism in Eukaryota, Viridiplantae, Streptophyta, Magnoliopsida, Cucurbitales, Cucurbitaceae.